GGACUGACACACGGGGUUGCGGGCGAUGCCUGUGUGUUCACAGUAUAUACAAAGGGCGCCGGCGCUGGCAAUCUUCAGGUGGCGUUAGAGGGCCCGUCCAAAGCCGACAUCCAGUGUAAGGACAACAAAGACGGUACUAUUUCGGUGACAUACGUACCGCCGGCUCCGGGAGAGUACAAGAUCAACAUCAAGUUCAGCGACAAAGCGAUCCGCGGUUCGCCCUACUCGGCCAAAGUGACCGGUGAGGGCCGCAAACGCAACCAAUUGUCUGUCGGCCACUCCAGCGAAGUGUCGCUCAAAGUGCAGGAAAAGGACUUUAAGAUAUUGAACGCGUCGAUCGUCGCGCCGUCCGGUCUGGAAGAGCCGUGUUUUCUCAAGAAGUUGGCCAAUGGACACCUCGGCAUCUCAUUUACGCCCCGCGAGAUCGGCGAACACGCCGUCAACGUCAAGAAACUGGGCGCUCAUAUCACGGGUUCGCCCUUCAAGAUCAAUGUACUCGAGCGCGAGAUCGGCGACGCGUCCAAAGUGCGGGUCACGGGUGGGGGUGUGAGAGAGGCCCGAACUCACACGCCUAACGACCUGCUCAUCGACACCAAGGAGGCCGGCUAUGGCGGACUCUCGCUCUCCAUUGAGGGGCCGUCCAAAGCGGACAUCCAGUGUGCGGACAACGAAGACGGCACACUCCGGGUCACAUACAAGCCCACUGAGCCCGGCUUCUACAUCAUUAAUCUCAAGUUCGCCGACCAUCACGUGUCCGGCAGUCCAUUCACAGUGAAGGUGUCGGGCGAGGGAUCAAACAUUCAGCGCGAGAAUAUCAAGAAAGAGAGGGACGCUAUGCCUGUCACUGAUGUCGGCUCCGAAUGCAAACUCACAUUCAAGAUCCCGGGGACGAGUGCUUUCGAUAUGGCGGCCAAAGUCGGUUCCCCGAGCGGUGAGACAGAGGACGCGGAGAUACUAGAUAUGGACGACUGUCUCUAUGCCGUCCACUUUGUGCCCAAAGAGGUGGGCGUCCAUACGGUUAGUGUCCGCUGUAAAGACAUACACAUACCGGGAUCGCCCUUCCAGUUCACGGUUGGACCUCUCAAUGAUUACGGCUCCCAUCGGGUGCACGCCGGGGGUCCCGGUCUCGAAAGGGGUACCGCCAAUCAACCGGCCGAGUUUAACGUAUGGACGCGAGAGGCGGGCGCCGGUAAUCUGUCCAUUUCGGUUGAGGGCCCGUCCAAAGCGGACAUCGACUUCAAGGACCGCAAAGACGGCUCGUGUUAUGUGUCGUAUAAGGUGUCGGAGGCCGGAGAGUAUCGCAUCGGCAUUAAGUUCAAUGACCAGCACAUCCCGGACUCGCCCUACAAGGUCUAUAUGGUGGCCGCGGCCUCAGAGGCCAGACGUGUUGAGUUGGGCGCCAUUCCGCCCGAACACUUCCUACAAGUCAACAAACCGGUCACUUUCACUGUCAGCCUCAACGGCGCCAAAGGCCAGUUGGACGGCAAAGUGGUAUCGCCUGCGGGCGCCGAAGACGACUGUUUCCUAUCCAACAUCGAUGAGGACCAGUGGUCGCUGAGGUUUAUGCCGCGCGAGAACGGCAUCCAUCGGAUUCACGUGCGGUUCAAUGGCGUUCAUAUACCUGAGUCGCCCUUUUCGUUGCGUAUCGGCAAAGACGACGCGGCGCCCGAAGCCGUGCAGGUGUACGGCAAUGGCCUCAAAGAGGCCCGAACUGGCGUCAAAACUGACUUCAUUAUCGACACGUGCUCUGCGGGCGCCGGCAGUUUGGCCGUCACUAUCGAUGGCCCGUCAAAGGUGUCCAUGGAUUGCACGGAAGUGGAGGAGGGGUAUAAAGUACGGUACACUCCUUUGGCUCAGGGAGAGUAUUACGUGACCAUUAAAUUUAACGGCUAUCACGUGGUCGGCAGUCCAUUUAAAGUCCGUUGCAUUGGUAAGUUUAGCGACCAGUGCAUCAAUAGGUCAUCUAAUCUCUCGGUGACCAUCGCUUUAGGCACCCGAAGCAUCGCAGACAUCGCCGACAUCGAGUCGUCGUCGGUUGUGGUCGAGACUGUGACCAAACAGUCUAAACAGAGCUCCCAAUUACCCCGAUUCAGGUCAGACGCGUCCAAAGUGGAGGCCAAAGGACUCGGACUUAAGAAAGCUGUCCUCAAUCGGCAGAACAACUUCACUGUCAACUGUGUCAGCGCCGGGAAUAACCUGUUGUUUGUGGCGCUAUACGGGCCGAAGGGUCCGAGUGAUGAGGUGAAUGUAAAGCACCAAGGUCGCAACCAGUAUAACGUUACCUACCAAUGCCGCGAGAAGGGAGAGUACCUAAUGGUAGUCAAGUGGGGCGACGACAACAUACCCGGCAGUCCAUUCAGGAUUGAAUGCUAUUCAUAAACAAUUUAAACAAUGCCUUUGCCUUCAAAUCCUCUACUCUUAAAUUACUAUUAUUUUAGUCAUUAUUAUCUCAUUUCGGGACUCUCUCUCUCUCUCUCUCUCUCU
This is a messenger RNA of Medioppia subpectinata, 2484 nucleotides long. NCBI's taxonomy places the organism in Eukaryota, Metazoa, Arthropoda, Arachnida, Sarcoptiformes, Oppiidae. The record is from the annotation of a GenBank genome assembly.